This is a messenger RNA of Acanthosepion pharaonis, 645 nucleotides long. The record is from the annotation of a GenBank genome assembly. Lineage: Eukaryota; Metazoa; Mollusca; Cephalopoda; Sepiida; Sepiidae.
AUGAAAGAAACACGAAAGAAAUCGACAAAAACGGACGCAAGAUCAAAUUCAUAUUUUUCCGAUAAAAAUUGGAACUUUAACCAAAUAUUGAUUCUUUUCCAAAACCAUAUUUACUCUUUCCGUUUUCUUCCUGCAUAUUUUCUUUUCUUUUUCUUUUCCUCCUUUGACCACAGUUUCUUUUUUCUUUCUUUAUUCGAUUUCGCUCUCUUUUUUUUCUUUUUUUUCUUCUUUUUCUUUUUCUUUCUUUUUGCACCGUUUUCUUUAUUUUCAUUUUUAUUUCUCAUGACCUUUUUUUCUCUUUAUCACCUUUUCCUUUUCUUUCUCUUAAUCACCUUUUCUUUUGCUUUUCCUUUCAUUACAUCACCGACUCCUUUUCAUUUCUUUUUUUCUUUCUUUUUCUCAAAGUUUAUUCUUCUUUACCCCUUCUUUUUCUUCUCCUUUAACACUGUUUCUUUUUUUCUUCUUUUUUCCUUUCUAUUCAUAACUAUUGCCUUUUCUUUACCAUUUUCCUUUACUUCCCAUUUGUCAACGUUCCUGUUUCUUUUCUUUUCCAGAUUUACUACAUUCCAUUUUCUUUUAAAAAAACAGCCUUUCAAAAAUUUUUUUACUUACACUUCUUUUUCUUCCAAUUUUUCUUCGUUUUAA